Molecule: messenger RNA, 2099 nt
Organism: Eremomyces bilateralis CBS 781.70
Lineage: Eukaryota; Fungi; Ascomycota; Dothideomycetes; Eremomycetales; Eremomycetaceae
Exons: 1
Coding region: 179-1957 (592 amino acids)
Source: RefSeq, a predicted model, not a curated record
GCCGGUGAGGUAGGAUCGCCAGCUUGCCGUGACUGCCCGUCGGAGUUCCUGCUGAAUCGAAAUAUAGACACGGUCGAGAACCCCGUCGCUGGGAUCGCCCUCGAGACGUCCACCGAGCCCACGUCUGCUGCCGCCCUUCCAACCAGGUAUCCAGACCCCCGAUGCCAGCCCUGACCCGAUGACGAGCAACCACGCGGCAGGACUGGAGAUACAACGGCCUCGUUCUGCUUUUCAUUCGGGAGAUUUUCGUGACCGAUCCCCUGCCGAUACGCCCUCGGACAACCCGGAGCCCUUGGCUUCACGCCCGGGGAGUGGCGAUGGGACACCACGGUUGCCCGCAAAGGCCGAUCCCAUCGUGUACGAGAAGCGUCCGGUACGCUCCCGAGCCGUUUCCAAUGCCUCGACCACCAGCUUGCUCUUCAUGCCACCGACAAGUCCACUAGCCAAACAGUCCACCUCCGACGGGUCACGCUCCGAUGUUGAGGCCGCCUCCCGCCGCCAUACGCUAUCUCCUUUCGCUUUCAGGGGAUUGUUCUCAUCAUCGCCUCUCAACGUGUCUGAUCGGAACGAUCCGACCCACCCAUCUCAAUCCUACCGAUCGAGUUUGCAGCAUAUUUCCCGCUUCAUCCCCCAAACUCCGAGCUCUCGUCGUCCGUCGUUAUCGUCGGACAGUCCCCCUUUGCACCAUGCCCCCCUGGUCGGCUCGUACGAGGAGUCCAUUUUGCGGGGUCGCAUGUCCACCACUCCCUCACGACCAUUGAACUUCGUCGCUCAAAUCGGCGUCUUGGGGCGUGGGGAAUGCAAACCCAGCUUACAAUGCCCACCACACGUGAUGGUGGGAUUUCCUGCCGUAUUCUACAGUUACAAUGGCGGUACCCGGAUCGCGGAUAGUCAGCCGAGCCCAUAUGUCGGCCUGAUCGACCUCGAGGGCACGGCAUCGGAGCGAUCGAAGCGGCGCCGCUCGCCAGAGGAGCGACGUGCGAGGAAACAGAAGCGACUGAGACGGCUACGAUGCGAUGCGGAGGCGAAGGACUCCAGUCCGCUAGCACCCACCGGUCGCCAAGGAGGCGGUGAUAGGGCCCCGCUCGAACCGCGCUCCCGAUCCGGCUCGCCUGUGCCGCGGUCGAUCCGAGCCAGCGGUGCGCAGCGACCGGGCGAAACCGUGGGCCCCAUCACAACGCCCGUUGGUGGAUACCGGAUUCCCCCUCAGGGCCAUCUUCAAAUCAUCAUCAAAAAUCCCCACAAGACCGCCGUCAAGCUUUUCCGGGUCCCAUACGAUGUCUCGGACAUGCCGGUUGGGACCAAGACUUUUGUCCGUCAACGAAGCUUCGUGGAGAGCACGGAAGCCUGGGAGCCUGGAAUGGGCGGGAUGAACGCCACACAGUCGGCGUCGAGAGCCCCGCUGCGUUACCUGGUGCACUUGAACAUCUGCUGCACGGCACCGAAACGACAUUGGCUGUACGGAGACAUUCGAGUCGUGUUCGCGAACCGUGUCCCGGAUGGGAAAGAGAGCUUGCGAUGCGAAACACAGGUUCCGGAGCCGAGGUGGAGUGCCUACCGUCCAACAGUCCGGCCGAACGCUCGGCCAACCAACCAAGGCCAGCCGUUCGGCGCCCUUGCCUCGGAAACCAAAGAUACACGUCAUUCCGUCGCUUGGUCGCCGCGGUUCAAACAAUUCGGCCACCUGGAAUCGGACCACCUCGACAAGGUCGACGGGCUACAAGGUCUGCACGCUAGGAGCAGAAAACUUCCACAGAACGACACAUUUACGGCGCAACCGCCCGGAAGAAUCCACGAUAUGAGCGCGGAGGACCGUGCGAAGACGCAGGCGGAGGUACAGGCCAAGUUCGAGGAGACAUAUGCCCGAGCAGAGGCAAAGGAGCGGAUGAACCGCUUGGGACGGGGCGAGGAGUUUCUCACCAGACUUCACGGAUAUGGGAUGUCCCGGCCUCAUUGAUACGGUUGUUAGGGGUUGGAUCCUGUGUAAUCAGCAUGACGGUAUUUAGGUGCAUCGUUUAGGUUGGCGAUUAUUGUUCUGAUAGAUACCCUUGUCGAUGAAUCAAGUAUAUAUGCAUUGCCAUCCUCCCAUCUCACGCUGA